Molecule: messenger RNA, 747 nt
Organism: Chrysochloris asiatica (Cape golden mole)
Lineage: Eukaryota; Metazoa; Chordata; Mammalia; Afrosoricida; Chrysochloridae
Gene: GREM1
Product: gremlin 1, DAN family BMP antagonist
Exons: 2
Coding region: 159-713 (184 amino acids)
Biological process (GO): animal organ morphogenesis
Molecular function (GO): BMP binding; receptor ligand activity
Source: RefSeq, a predicted model, not a curated record
ACUCGGUGCGCCCUCCGCGGACCGGGCGACCCAGCGCGCAGCUGGAGCGUAGCUCUCAGUCCUGCUGAUCCCGCGCCAAGUCCGGGCGGCUCAGGCCGCGCCGCACGCAGCGCCACGCGACGAGAGCGCAAGCCCCGAAGACCCGUCGCAUUGACAGCAUGAGCCGCACCGCCUAUACUGUGGGAGCUCUGCUUCUCCUCCUGGGGACCCUACUGCCCCCUGCUGAAGGGAAGAAAAAGGGGUCCCAAGGGGCCAUCCCCCCGCCAGACAAGGCUCAGCACAAUGACUCCGAGCAGACUGAGUCGCCCCAGCAGCCAGGCUCCAGGAACCGGGGGCGGGGCCAAGGGCGGGGCACGGCCAUGCCGGGCGAAGAGGUGCUGGAGUCCAGCCAGGAAGCCCUGCAUGUCACCGAGCGCAAAUACCUGAAGCGAGACUGGUGCAAAACCCAGCCGCUCAAGCAGACCAUCCACGAGGAAGGCUGCAACAGCCGCACCAUCAUCAACCGCUUCUGCUAUGGCCAGUGCAACUCCUUCUACAUCCCGCGGCACAUCCGGAAGGAGGAAGGCUCCUUUCAGUCUUGCUCCUUCUGCAAGCCCAAGAAAUUCACCACCAUGAUGGUCACACUCAACUGCCCCAAACUACAGCCGCCCACCAAGAAGAAGAGGGUCACACGUGUAAAGCAAUGUCGUUGCAUAUCCAUCGAUUUGGAUUAAGCUGGCACAGCUAGCCUGUCCUAGGCAUGGAGCC